AUGCAUGGAAAAAAUAUAUUGCCACUAAUGCUGACUUUGUCCCUAGAAGCAGAACAUGGCUAUGCAUCAGUGUUACCCUUCGAUAGUGACUAUUCCAGAAAGAAAACAAAGGCAGGCACCAUGGCCAGAAAAUCCCAGAAUAACAGGUCAUCACACAACGAACUAGAAAAACAUAGGCGGGCUAAACUCCGGCUAUAUUUGGAACAGCUAAAACAGCUCGUGCCUCUCGGGCCGGACAGCACGAGACACACCACUCUAAGUCUGUUGAAAAGAGCUAAGAUGCAUAUCAAGAAAUUGGAAGAACAGGACCGAAAAGCUCUAAAUAUUAAAGAACAAUUACAGCGGGAACACCGCUACCUCAAACGCAGAUUGGAGCAGCUAUCCGUGCAGGGCAUGGAGCGUAUCCGCACUGACAGUAUGGGAUCAACAAUAUCCACUGACUCUGAACAAGAAGUAGACAUUGAAGGAAUGGAGUUUACUCCAGGUGAAAUGGACAGUAUUGGAAGUGCCAGUGAUGCUGAAGACCACUACAGUUUGCAAAGCGGUUCGAGUGACGGAGGUUACACACAUUCCCGCAGACUGAAUGCCAGGCUCUCAUAGUGCCUGAGUUACCCGUUCAACUCAGGACCAUCUGACUGAAGCACUUAUAUAUGAAUAUUCCAGAGGUGUCAACUGCCACUCUUCCGGGAAACCCCAACCACAGUACUCUGACAUGGAGGUUUCUUACCCACGGUUCCCUGCACUGUAACCACAAUAUUAGAUAUUGUAAAUCAUGGGUUUGCUGCAGAGAACUGUGGUUAGGUACAGUUGUGACUUAAAGCUAGCUUCAUGUAGCCAUACUGCAAAUUAAAGAAAACAAAUUCUGUCAUUCCAUUUAAGAAGUAUUAAAUUCAAACUGUUGGAAGCAUGGCGUAAGGGAGUUUGACAGUUAUUUUGAUUUUUGCAGAAACCAUUUCAAACAUGGAAGAAUAAACGGAAUCUACAAUGUGUUAGUGAUUCAGAGAUACAAAAACCUUAAACUACUUUUUGUGGUAUUUUUUCAUGAAAAAAACCCAAAACAUUUUGAACGCUGUAUAGCGAGCUGUCUAGAGCAAAUUCUUUCAGCAGUUUUUUGGGUGAAGCAGGCAGAUAAAUCUUCAAAUCUCAGAUGAUCUUUAGAAAAGGUCAUAUUUACAAGUCACUACUGUACUUCAAAACGGGGGAAAAGCCAGCUCUAAUAAUGACUUCAUGUGGGAUGAUCUCAACUUUCUUUUGCUUUUUUGUAUUCAAUAUCCAACCAGCAGCAAAUCAUUCUAUCCAUGUUAACGGGAGUAGUAGAAAGCAACACUGCAAUUUUAACCUGUUAUCGUGGAAUGGAUGACAUUUGAAGCAUUUCAGUGGUUUUUUGGGUUGUUUUUUUCAUUUCUUUGUCUGAAGAAUACAGAACUCAAGUGAUCCAGUUUGUGAUAGUUAAUCUUUCCUUGCAAGGAAAUGAAAUCUCUGUUUGCUUGUAUUUUUCUUCUUUUCUUCUAUUUACACAUGUCAAUACAUUUUUAUGGAAGGCAUGGCUUAAAAUUACAGUAUUCAGCUAGAAGAUAAUUAAUCUUUUUUUUUCUUUUGCACACUAUAAUUGUAUUUUCUAUUCUUAAAAAAGUGCAAAAAAAUUAAAAUGUAUGCUGUAAAACAGCAAAGUUUAUUUAGUACUCAUCAAGCUGUUCAGAACAUAUUUACCCAAAUCGUAGCAAUACUAUGAAGAUGUAUUUUAAUACAACUUCUGCUUAGUGAAGUCAUUAGAGCUUGGCUUGCCGGGUAAGAAAAAAAUGGACCAGUCUUUGCAUUAUCUGUUUAAAGAAGGUCUUUUAAAAAAAAAAAAAAAAGAAGAAAAAAAAAAAGGAAAAAGGAAAAAAAAAAAGAAAAAA
This is a messenger RNA of Fulmarus glacialis (Northern fulmar), 1898 nucleotides long. Its product is annotated as max dimerization protein 4-like. The record is from RefSeq and is a predicted model, not a curated record. The coding region runs from base 1 to 600 and encodes 199 amino acids. Lineage: Eukaryota; Metazoa; Chordata; Aves; Procellariiformes; Procellariidae. The transcript is spliced from 5 exons. Gene Ontology annotation, biological process: regulation of transcription by RNA polymerase II. Gene Ontology annotation, molecular function: protein dimerization activity; RNA polymerase II cis-regulatory region sequence-specific DNA binding; DNA-binding transcription factor activity, RNA polymerase II-specific.